UUGUCUAAUUGUCUCUCUGGUUCAUGUCGUGUUCAUGAUAAUUUCGAUCUAAAACACAGUGUAAAUGUAAAUUUAAUAAAAAUAAAUAUAUAUUAAAUUUAAAACAAUGGCGAUAUCAUUUUGUGCCAAGCGUAUAAAAAUUUUAAAUAGUAAAUAUUUAAAUAAAGUAGUAGUACGUCGUAAUGGAUACAUAGUACUUCUUCCAGAAAUAGGAGAAGAUUUACCAGAAAAAGAUCCAUUACUUAAACAGGAUGGAUUUCCAGAAUUUAAUAAAUUUUCAAUUGAACGUGCUAUUACUGCCGUUGGCAAAGAGACUGUUGCAUACGAACAAGACAUUCAGCAAAUCGAGCAGCGUAUUAUGAUGAAAGAUAAAGUUGAUAUUGUCAAUGAUGUGAUAAAUCCAAUGGAAAUAUCAAAUUCUCGGCUUCAAACAACGUGGAGUAUUGCCAAAACAUUGUACUUUGGUAAUCAAAGUUUAAUGCCAACUCACUACUAUGAAUCGAUUCAUAAUAAUAUGGCUAAAGUUUACACGAUGCCUUACAUGAGUUACUCAUUGUAUAAAGCCUGGAAAAAUGCAGCAACUGAUGAAGAAAUAAACAGCAAACUUACUGUUGAACAAAAAAGAAUUGUUAAAAAAUAUGCAUUGGAGGGUAAAUUAAAUGGUUUAGAUUUAGAUAAAAAUAAAACAAAUCGAUUUAUGUAUACUCUUACAAAAAUUUCAACUAAAAGAGCUGAUUUUGAUAGAGCAAUAAGAUUCGCAACAUCAGUUUUUCGAACGACAAUAAGUGAUCGAAAUAUUUUAAAAGAAUUUCCUGAAGAUUUUUUAAAAUUAACAGCUGUUAAUCCAGAUGAUUGGGAAAAAGGCCCAUGGAAAAUAACACUACAGCCUCAUAUUGUUGAUUUAUUUUUAAAAUAUUGUCCAGAACGUGAUCACAGAUGGAAUGUUUGGCAGGCGUAUGUUGGAAGAGGAGCUAUGCGUGGAGACAGACGAUUGAGAACAAGUUCUAUUUUAGAAGAUAUACGUGAUAAUAAAAUAGAACAAGCUAAAGUACUUGGUUAUAAAUCAUAUUCUCACUUGAGUAUGGAAACUAAAAUUGCUGGUAGUUUAAAUAAUAUUUAUCGUGUUAUGGAUAAUUUAUUGGAAACAGCAUAUCCAGCACAAAAACAAGAGUUUAAUGAAUUAUCUCAAUUUGCAAAAGAUCAAGGAUUUAAUAAAGAGCUAUUAGCCUGGGAUAUUGAUUAUUGGAGUAGAAAAUAUGCAAAUACUAUAUUAAAUUAUAAUAAUGAGACUAUAAAAAAUUAUUUUCCCCUUCCAUACGUUCUCAAUGGGCUAUUUAAAUUAAUUGAAAAUUUAUUCAGUAUUCGUAUAAUUGAAGGUCAAAAACCUGAUGUAUGGCAUAAAGAUGUUAAAUUUUUUGAAAUAAUUGAUUUAAAAGGUUCAACAGAUGAACCAAUAGCCCAUUUUUAUUUUGAUCCAUACGAACGGGGCCGUAAAAUGGCAUCAGCUGAAACAGCAUGCUGGAUGGUACCUAUUCAAAAUAAAAGUACUUUGACGUCUAAAAAACCAUUGGUAGCACUUAUAUUUAAUUUUAAACCACCAGUUAAUGAUGAUAUACCAUCACUACUAACAUUUGAUGAUGUUAAAUAUCUUUUUAAACAAAUGGGCCAAGCACUUCAACAUCUUUUAACUCGAGUAAAUUACAGUAUGUUAGCUGGUACAUCAAAUGUUGAGUGGGAUGCGGUUGGAAUAAGCGGUAAUUUUAUGGUAAACUGGUUAUAUGAACCCGAGACAAUAGAAAAUAUUUCUUGUCAUUACAAAACUAAUGAGACAAUACCUCCUGAACAAGUUUCAAGUAUUAAACGUAUGAGAAGACACAUGUCUGGCUAUAGAUUAUGUAAAGAACUUUAUUAUGGAAGACUUGACCUUGAAUUACAUGAAUUGCCAGACUUUUGGGUACCAAUAGUUACUCGAUUACACAAAAAACACUUUGUUUAUCCUCUAGAUAAAAUGGAUUCUCACAUAACAUCUUGGAGUACAAUAUUUACGGAUAAUUGGGGUGCUGCUUAUUAUAGCCAUCUCUGGUCAGAGAUGCUAGCAGCAGAUGUAUAUAGUGCCUUUCAAGAAAUUACAAAUGCUGAUGAAGAACAAAAGAAACAAACAGCUGAAAGAUUUCGUGACACAUUUCUUUCUUUAGGUGGUAGUGUUCAUGCUAGUCAAAUCUUUAGACUAUUCCGUGGUAGAGAUCCUAAUUACGAAGCAUUACUUUACAAUGUAGGUUUAAAAGAUAAUAAAUUUAAUCAAUCUGAUGUUUAAAAAUUAAAUACAUUUUUUUUUUCUUUUCUUUUCUUUGUUGUUUUUUUAUACAUAGUACACAAAAGUGAUACUUGACUGAUUGUUGUAAUAUAUUUAAUCAACUAUUAUGCAUUACUAUUUUUUGUUGGUGAAAAAUUAAAAUUAUCAGGUAAUAACUAUGACUCGUAAUAAAUGUAUAUUUUAAAUUAAAUUUAUUUUGUUUAGAGCUAAAUGUUUAAAUUUUAAAUUUAUUACUUAUGAAUAGAUGAUUUAAUUUUAAAAAAAUAUAAAUGUAUAUAAUUAUAGGGCUUUAAUUAAUUUUAUACAACAGCCACACAAAUUAUGCUAAUAAAUAAUAAAAUAAUUACUACCCAAUAGCCACAUGUUCUGUCUUUUCGGUCAAUAAAUCGAAUUUGUCUUGUUCCAUCUAUUAAUCUUUCAUCAGUUUGUUCCAUAUGCUCUGCUAGAUCAUCAAUUAUUUCUAGAAAAAAAAAAAAAUCAUUUUUUUUUAUUUAUUGCAUUACUUGAGUAAAAAAUGAAUUUACCAUUUUGAUGAUCGACUUCAGUAUUUAUUGUCUGAGCAAUUGUUUUUUGUCUUGUAAUAACUUUGUACAAUUCAUCUAGACCUCGUUCUUGUUCUAAAAUAUUAAAUUAAUUUAAUUGAUAAUUAAAAUAAAAAUAUAAAAUUAUGUUACCCAAAAGAGCAGCUUGGUUUUGUGAUUUGAGAUCAGCGAUGUUGACAUUACUGUCUGAUUGGUCAUUUUGGUCAUCCCAUCCAACAGUACCACCGUCAGCAAAUGCAGUACUUGAAUUACCAAACAAACUUGGUCUCUCAGAACCUGUUGGGUUCAUUUUUAAAUCAUAAAAUCGUUUUAUUUUUACAUAAUUACUUUGCAACUGUUCUAUUUGUCUUGUUCGUCUUUCUGCUUCAUCGACAGUUCUGAAUAAAAAUAAUAAUAAUUAUAAUUAAGGAAUAAAUGUAUAUAGUGUUAUAAAUUUUAUUUUAUUUAAAUAAAAAGGAUACAUAAGUCUGAGCUUCAAAGCUUCAGCAACUUUUUUCUUCAACUGUAAAAUAUGAUCAGAGUAUUGGUUCAUUUGAAUACGAACAUUUGCGGACAAACUGGCAAAUGCCAAUGAAGCUUUUGGUUUACUUUGGCGCUGAUUAAGCUGCUCCAUAAUAUCAUCAUAAAGUUUUUCACAGACAUCGUACUCGGUGAUCCUGUUUUACAAUUUAAAUUACCUUAUAAAUUUGAAUACAUAAUAAUUAUCUUUACAUAAAAUAAAUAAAAGAAAAAACAAUUACCAAGGAUCAUUGUCAUCUAAAUAAAUCAAAGCCAUUAUUUCAGAGGUUGUGUUUUAAUCAAAAUAUAAAAAUGACAACUUUUAAUGGCACGUGGUACAAAAAUUUAAUAGCUUUUUCUACCAAUCAAAGUUGUUGAUAAACUCUUAUCUCUCCGCGAUAUACCUAUAUAUUUAUUAAUACUAUCUUUAUCAAUCAAUUAGUCACCAUUUAUUUUUAUAGGUCAAACUAUAGUCUUUUAUAUUUUAAAUUCUUAAAUUUUAAGCUUCAAGAACAAAGGAAUUAUAAAAACUAAUUAAAUCAUUUAAAAAAUAUAUCACCAAAGUAAAACUAUAGGUAUUUAUUAUCGUCACAACUACAAUCACCAGAAAAAUGAUGAUGAUCAGCCGUCAGCAGUAUGACGACAGUUGAUUUGCGCACGCGCUUUGUAUAUAUAUCACACAAACUUAUUUUCUGUGUGUGUCGAGGUUUUACAAAUUAUAUAUUUAUGUGAAAAUUGUAAAAGCAUUGGAAAAGUUUAGCAUUGAAGAUUGGAUCACAAUAAUUGCUGCAGUGGACAUACAUAAUAAAUUAAUAUGACUGUAGCAACCAACAGCAAACAGCAUCUAGCCUCAGUCUAAAGAAUAAAGUGGAAUAAAGAGAAAAGAGACGCGUGCGUAAGAGCAUGUCAAAAAAACUAGACGAGUGAAAAAAAAUAUAAUAAAAGAGCAACGUAGUUUAGUGUUCAAGACAAGAGACAGGUGGAUUUACAGUGUAGUGAAAAUAAAAGAGAAAGAAGAAAAUAAUAAAAGACCAAAGCAAGUUUUAAAACGAUUGACGAUUGACAAGUGGAUGGAUUGGAACAACAUAGACAUUGUGUACUAUAGAUUAUAUAUGAAUCUUUAUUGGAAUUAUACAAUCCUGUAUAUACCAUAUAUUUAGUAAAUGUACUUAUAUACAUUUACGUUUGUGAAUGUAUCAUUGAGCUGCUGGUGCUGAGAUCAGUAAUAUUUUACUGAGCCGUCUAGCUGAGCCAUCUUUAGUUUAUUCCGUAUUUCGUAGUGUCUAGUAUCAUUCUUUUUUUUUUUUUUUUUUUUUUUCUCUCCAUACGUUGCAAGUUACAACGUUAUUGUAAAUACUUGUGUGAUAAUAACGACAAAGUGUUUUUAAAAUGUCGGGAGAAAGGAAAGCUUUAUGGUCGAAUCGUUAAUCGUGGUCUAUCAAGAUAUUGUAAUAAUUAAGAGAGCAAAUCAUCAUCAUCAAAAUUAUCAACAUCUUGACUGUACGAACACGAAAG
Microplitis mediator is the source of this 4869-nucleotide messenger RNA. RefSeq lists its product as uncharacterized. Gene Ontology annotation, molecular function: metalloendopeptidase activity. The record is from RefSeq and is a predicted model, not a curated record. Lineage: Eukaryota; Metazoa; Arthropoda; Insecta; Hymenoptera; Braconidae. The transcript is spliced from 3 exons. Gene Ontology annotation, biological process: proteolysis; peptide metabolic process. The coding region runs from base 107 to 2314 and encodes 735 amino acids.